Molecule: messenger RNA, 2078 nt
Organism: Eruca vesicaria subsp. sativa (arugula)
Lineage: Eukaryota; Viridiplantae; Streptophyta; Magnoliopsida; Brassicales; Brassicaceae
Source: the annotation of a GenBank genome assembly
CCCCGUUAUCAAAAAACAGCCGACGAACAAGAACCCUAGAAAUUCAUCCCCUGGCCUCAUCUCUCUCAAAUUUUCCCAAAUUUUGUUUUCUUAUCCAGAAAGUAAUGACGGGAUAGAAGAUUCCCAAUGUACGCUUAAUCUUACCCACACUGCUCUCUCUCUCCGUUUCGUAUCUUCUAGAUUUCGUUUUCUCAGGGUUUUGCAUAUUCUCCGGCGUUCGUUCACGCGUAUCAACAAGUCUCAGGCCAACUUCAAUACUGAAGAUGUCGUCAUCACCUUUUCCAAUCUUGGACAACCGCCCAAUCGACAAGUGGAAGGUCACUGAGCUGAAGGAAGAGCUCAAGAGACGGAGACUAACCACACAAGGCUUGAAGGUUGAUUUGGUUAGGCGUCUUGAUGAUGCCCUUCGUGCUGAGCAACAAGAGUCUGCUGCUGCUACUGUGGAAGAAGUCAUUCAAGAGCCUGCUGAGAUUGCUCAUGCAACUGGAGGCAACGUUACACCAGAUCGUAUGCAAGCCACUCCAUCUGCAGCAGCUGAGACAACAACUCCUGUGGUUGUUAAGACAACAGCUCCGGUUGAGAUAACACCACCACCCCCGGUGGUUUCUAAACCAGAGGUUAACGCUGGUGGCGUUGAUGAUGUUAGAGAAGUAGCUGGUCUUGAUAGUUCAGUGGUUGAUGAUGUGAAGCUACAAGAACCUGAGGUUGCUGAUUUGAAAGAUGGAGUGGGAUCUGGUGUGGCUGCAACUGAUGCAGUAAUCGCUGAUGAGGCGUCUAAGGCCCAACCUACGGAAUCAGAGCUUGAAAAAGCUACUGCGUACAACCAGGUAUCGGUUACAGGGUAUGAGGUAAAAUCUGAUUGUAUUUCUACUGAUUCUGUGCCAAAUAAUGAAAAAAUGGAUAACGAAAUUGCUGAUGAUGUCAAAUUAGAACAAAAUGUUAGUAAGUCCCAAGAGCCAUCAACAGUCAUUGGUGGUGAAUCGCAUCCAAUGGAUGUCGAGAAGCCACCUGAGCAGAAGGUUUCUGUUGGAGGUGGAGAUGUCAGCGAUGUUGCUGCUAAUGCAGCAGAUAUGACCAAAGGAAAUAAUAAUAAUAUCGAUGCAGGCGACUCAGAAAAGUUGAAUUUAGAUAGAAGUUCUGGUGAUGAGUCUAUGGAGGAUGAGCCUGAGUCCAAGCAGAAUGAAUCAGUUACAUCUCAUGAAGUGGUUGAUAAGUCCGAGAAAAAUGACGUGCGUGCUGAUAUUAUGGAUGCUGGGAAAGUGGAAGCCCCUGAAAACAAAAGCCAUCCACUGCCUUCUGACAAAAGAAAGCUUCCUGGUAAUGAUCAAGAAGCUGUUGGAAACAACGAGCCUGUGAAAAGGCAACGCCGUUGGAACUCUGGGAGUGUUAAAGUUCCUGAAGCACAGGCCGCUAAGAGCGUGACACCUACUACAACACCGAGGUCAACUGGUCUGAAGCGUGACUUCUCCCGUUCUGACUCGUCGGUUAGUGAGGAUGGACCUAAGGAACGCGUGGUUCCUCCAUCAUCAAAGGAGCCUACGGAUUCCCUGAAGAUUGAUCGUUUCCUUAGGCCAUUCACACUGAAAGCUGUUCAAGAGCUUCUGGGUAAAACCGGAAACGUCACUAGUUUCUGGAUGGACAGCAUUAAGACCCACUGCUAUGUAUCAUAUUCUUCUGUUGAAGAAGCGGCAGCAACAAGAGAAGCAGUGUAUAACCUCCAGUGGCCACCUAACGGAGGCCGCCUUCUGACAGCUGAGUUUGUUGGAUCAGAAGAAGUGAAGGCGAAACUGGAACCUCCUCUGCCUCCUCCUCCUACACAGGCUAAGCCUCAGCCACAGGCUCAGGCUCCUUUACGCCCACCAGCGACUACUUUGCCACCACCACCGCCUUUGGCAAAAGCACCACCAGUCAUUGAACGUGUGACUCUUCCUCCACCUCCUCCUCUAGUCCCUGAGGAGCCUCCCAUAGUCACUCUGGAUGAUCUUUUCAAGAAGACAAAAGCUAUCCCCAGGAUAUAUUACUUGCCCUUGUCAGAGGAUCAAGUUGCAGCUAAACUUGCAGCUAAUAACAACAAGUGA